AAAUAAUUUCGCCGGAACAAUUUAUUAUUAGAUUAUUAAUAAUAAAUUCAAUCUCAUAAAGCCUUGUCAAAAUUAGGGAGGAGUUCACAAGCCAUGGACAAUUUCUAAUCUCCCAUCAAUCUUCAUACACACAUCAUAUAUUGUGAAUUGAAGGAGUGUAUUGUGUGUAUGCAAUUUUGGAGGCAUAUGCUUAUAAUAUAGAUCGUAUUAUGUCAUCUUCUCAACAAGCUUACACUAGUCUUCCUCCCACCAGCCAAUUGGCUGGCUCAGUUCCGGCCGUAGUCAUUGACCAAAAGGAUACCUCAACAGUUCACAUUCCUGAAGCAACUUUGCAAAAGCUUCCUCCAAUCAACAAUGGAGGACAAAGGCAAGGAUACCAAACCAUGGCCACUCCUAGUGAUGGUAAUGGGCAGCAGUUUGUAAGCAACUGGAGAGGAGUAUUUAGCGUAUCAUCGUACACACAGUACUUUAAUGUAGAUACAGAUAUCGUCUUGAACAGAGUGACCAGUUCUUUGUUUCCAAGUGGAGAUUUCUUCAGUAAGAUUGACGCAAAUCCUGAUCUCUAUGGACUUGUCUGGAUCUCCACUACGUUGGUAUUUGUGAUUGCUUCCCUUGGAAACUGUGCCACAUAUCUGAUGCUCGAAACGAGUGACAUCAAUAACUCGUGGAGCUUUGAUGUCAGCUAUGUUGAUAUGGGGGCAGGCUUAGUGUAUGGUUAUGUACUUAUUGUGCCACUGGUAUUCUACUUCUUGCUCCGGUAUCUAGGUUCAAAUGUCAGCCUUGUGCGCUUUUGGUGCAUGUGGGGAUACUCGCUUUUUGUAUUCAUUCCCAGCUCUUUAUUGUUGGUUAUACCUGUAGAGUUCAUCAGGUGGACCAUUAUUGUGAUUGCUGGCGCCGCAUCAUCUAGCUUUGUCACUCUAAAUUUGCGGUCUUGUACACAGAAUGAUCUACCAGUGGUGUUGGCUGCUGCAUGUGUCUUGCAAUAUGGGUUGGCAUUUGUCAUCAAAAUGUGGUUUUUCGCCUAGGUUUUUACCAGUAACAUUGUCGAAUGCAUAUGGACGAUUUUCUAGUUUUGAGAGAAUUUUUGACCACAUAAGAUAAAAGCCUAAAAGGUAAAGUUUUUUGAUUGAUGUUCUGUUUUUAACUCUAUAGCGCUGGAUUUCUAAAUAGGUAUGAUUGCAACGAGGUUUCCCAUCAAUUUAUAAAAGGACGUUCAAAGAAACUGGUGGAUUUGAGUAAUGGUUUUAGUGAAAGCUAUUUAGGCGAUUGAUUCAGAUUGGUCUAUAUGUUUUGGAAGGCCAUGUUAGAAGUAUGCAAACUUGUAUGCUGGAGAGUGUUUUUCUUGCCAGAUUCAUUUUGUACAUAGACAAUGCUGAGUAAUAUAUAAAUAACAGACAUUUCGUUUGUCCUUUA
This is a messenger RNA of Daucus carota subsp. sativus, 1413 nucleotides long. RefSeq lists its product as uncharacterized. Gene Ontology annotation, biological process: vesicle-mediated transport. The coding region runs from base 210 to 1025 and encodes 271 amino acids. The transcript has 6 exons. Gene Ontology annotation, molecular function: small GTPase binding. The record is from RefSeq and is a predicted model, not a curated record. NCBI's taxonomy places the organism in Eukaryota, Viridiplantae, Streptophyta, Magnoliopsida, Apiales, Apiaceae. Gene Ontology annotation, cellular component: membrane; Golgi apparatus.